ACAAAAGCAGAGAGAGCAAUACGACCAAAGACUUUGAAGGUUAUGUCAUAACCCUUUUAAAGUGUUUGUCUCCUUACCUCUCGAUCUCCCAGUCUCAAGACCUCAAACCUAGCAAAUCCAGAAGACUCUGCAGCUUGUUAGAUCUCUCUCUCUCUCUCUGUCUUUCCCCCUUAAGGGAAAGCUGAGGUCUCUCAUUUGGGUUUGAAUUAUUUCUUUUGAAAUCAUCUGAGAGUUUUGUGUGUGUUUGGUUGGGAGGAAAGAGAAAUCAAAUGCCGGAGGAAGAUUUGGUAGAGCUUAAAUUCCGGUUAUAUGACGGUUCAGAUGUUGGUCCGUUUCACUACUCUCCAACCGCCACCGUAGGAAUGCUCAAAGAGAGACUCGUCUCUGAAUGGCCUAAAGACAAGAAGAUUGUUCCAAAAGGAGCUAGUGACAUUAAGUUGAUAAAUGCUGGUAAGAUUUUGGAGAAUGGUAAAACUGUUGCGCAGUGUAAAGCUCCAUUUGAUGAUCUCCCUAAAUCCGUCAUUACAAUGCACGUUGUCGUGCAACCGUCUCCAACAAAAACAAGACCAGAGAAGAAAAUUGAAGAGGAAGAAGAAGCUCAACAAAGAAGCUUUUGCUCAUGUACCAUAAUGUGAGAAAAUAAGUCCCAAACCUCAAAUCUGAAAGAGAAGGCUUUAAAAGCGUAUUUGAAGUCUUAUUUCAUUGUGGUUUUUUUGCCAGAAGACCCUAAAACAUAAAUUACCGUUUUCACGCUUCAUACUUUGUAUUCAUCAGAAGUUCAAAGAAAGCUUUCAUCAUUGGCGUCUAUUGAAGUAUUUUUUUCUCUUGCACUGUGAUGAGUACUCUUGUUUGGAGAAACAUUAAUAUAAAGAGUAGAAUUGUUUUUUGUUUCCAAGAAUUCUAUAGUAUAUCAGCUCUGUUCAUCUCUA
Messenger RNA from Raphanus sativus (radish), 929 nucleotides. Its product is annotated as membrane-anchored ubiquitin-fold protein 4. Gene Ontology annotation, molecular function: protein binding. The coding region runs from base 270 to 635 and encodes 121 amino acids. The record is from RefSeq and is a predicted model, not a curated record. The transcript has 4 exons. NCBI's taxonomy places the organism in Eukaryota, Viridiplantae, Streptophyta, Magnoliopsida, Brassicales, Brassicaceae.